Etheostoma cragini (Arkansas darter) is the source of this 5527-nucleotide messenger RNA. Its product is annotated as solute carrier organic anion transporter family member 3A1-like. Lineage: Eukaryota; Metazoa; Chordata; Actinopteri; Perciformes; Percidae. Gene Ontology annotation, cellular component: membrane. The record is from RefSeq and is a predicted model, not a curated record. The transcript has 10 exons. Bases 12 to 2114 code for a protein of 700 amino acids. Gene Ontology annotation, molecular function: protein binding. Gene Ontology annotation, biological process: transmembrane transport; sodium-independent organic anion transport; prostaglandin transport.
UGAGCCGAAGGAUGCAGGUUAAAAAUCCGAUCUGCACCGAGCGGAGCAGCACCGACGACCCGGAGCAGGAUGACAAUCAGAAGAAGACCUCGUGCUUUUCUAACAUCAAGAUUUUCCUGGUGUCGGAAUGUGCGCUCAUGUUGGCACAGGGCACCGUGGGCGCCUAUUUGGUAAGUGUUCUGACCACUCUGGAGAGACGCUUCAACCUCCAGAGUGCAGAUGUGGGGGUCAUAGCCAGCAGCUUUGAGAUCGGCAACCUGGCCCUCAUCCUGUUUGUCAGCUACUUUGGCGCCAAGGCCCACAGACCCAGACUGAUUGGCUGCGGCGGGAUCGUCAUGGCGUUGGGGGCCCUGCUGUCAGCCCUGCCGGAGUUCCUGACCCAUCAGUAUGAGUACGAGGCCGGGGACUCGUGGCACGCCGAGGACGGCAGGGACGUCUGCUCCAACACCACCAGGUCAGAAAACCGAGACUCGGGGUUUAAAUGUGGCAACAGAGCCAACACCAACAUGAUGUACCUUCUGCUGAUCGGAGCCCAGGUUCUGCUCGGCAUCGGAGCCACACCGGUCCAGCCUCUGGGAGUGUCCUACAUCGAUGACCAUGUCCACAGGAAGGACUCCUCGCUGUAUAUAGGUAUUUUAUUUUCAACAUUAGUGUUCGGUCCGGCCUGUGGCUUCAUCUUAGGUUCUGUCUGUACCAAAGUCUACGUGGAUGCGGUCUUCAUCGACACUAGUAAGCUGGACAUCACCCCAGAUGACCCUCGCUGGAUCGGGGCGUGGUGGGCCGGCUUCCUCCUUUGUGGUGCCUUACUCUUCCUGUCGGCUCUCUUCAUGUUCGGCUUCCCCCAGGCGCUGGACGAGCAGGACAUGGACGGUGGGGGGGAGAGUGAGCAGGCCAUGCUGCCUUCUUCCCUGACCAUGGAUUACCAGGGCUCUAAACCCAACGGAGCCAUUCAUGGCUUCGAUAUAAACAGCGGACUCUCGGUUUGUGAGCAUCUGAGAGUGAUCCCCCGGGUAACCCGGCACCUUCUGUCCAAUCCGGUGUUCAGCUGCAUCACGCUGGCAGCCUGCAUGGAGAUCGCGGUGGUUGCUGGCUUUGCUGCCUUCCUGGGCAAAUACCUGGAGCAGCAGUUCAACCUUACCACCUCUUCAGCCAAUCAGCUGCUAGGUAUGACAGCCAUCCCCUGUGCCUGUCUGGGGAUCUUCCUGGGGGGGCUGCUGGUGAAGAAGCUGAACCUGUCAGCUCUGGGCGCUGUGCGCAUGGCCAUGAUGGUCAACCUGGUGUCCACUGCAUGCUACGUCUCGUUUCUCUUCUUGGGCUGUGACACCGGCCCUGUCGCCGGUGUUACUGUAGCCUACGGCAACGAGACAUUGCUUUCCUGGCAGCGACCUGAGUCAGCGUGCAUCAAUAACUGUAACUGCUACACAGCGUCAGUGAGCCCUGUCUGUGGUUCCAAUGGAAUCACCUACCUCUCAGCCUGCUUCGCUGGCUGCACCAAACCAAACCUGACCGGCUGCACCUGUAUCUCCAGCACCAGUGAAGACGCCGUGGCUUUACCAGGGAAGUGUCCCAGUCCAGGCUGUCAGCAGGCCUUCCUCACCUUCCUUUGUGUUAUCUGUGUGUGCAGCAUGAUCGGAGCUAUGGCCCAGACACCCUCGGUCAUCAUCCUGAUCAGAACUGUAAGUCCAGAGCUGAAAUCUUAUGCGCUUGGAGUUCUCUUCCUGCUCCUGAGACUGAUAGGCUUCAUCCCUCCACCUCUGAUCUUCGGCAUGGGCAUUGACUCCACCUGCCUGUUCUGGAGCUCUGUCUGCGGCGAGAAGGGCGCCUGCAUGCUGUACGACAACGUGGCCUACAGGCAUCUGUACGUCAGCAUAGCCAUCGUCCUCAAGUCCUCUGCCUUCGUCCUGUACACAACCACGUGGCAGUGUUUGAGAAAGAACUACAGGAAAUACAUCAAGAACAGCGAGGGUUACCUCACACCCACUGAACUCUUUGCCUCCAAUGUGACUCUGGACAAUUUGGGCAAGGAGAUCACCCAGAACCCAGCCAACAGGACAAAGUUCAUAUACAACCUGGAGGACCAAGAGAUGUGUGACAACACGGAGUCAGUUUUAUAGUGGCUGUCUGCUGGAUCUGCAGACUGGAGCUGAGGCUGUAAAUGUGCAACUGAUCUGAUUUCCUUUGGGGUCGUGUCAGUAAGGGUCUUAUCUUCUUCUCAUAUAAAACAUCAGACAUAAGGGAAAAACUGAAGAGAUGUUUCUCAAAAUGUUCUAUAUCCACACUGCACUUUUUUACAAAAAUACAGGUUUUGUUUUACAUUUCCUUAAUUUGACAGCAGAGUAGAGAUUGAGAGCAAACACGGGGAAAGUAACAACGUGGAAUAACGCCCCUGAAAUCUUCUUUAGACCAACUUCAGUUCAAGUUGCCGUCAUGUUAGGUUUAGGUUCAUUAGGAGACCAGAGCUCUGUGAGAAGAAGAAACCUGACAUUGGGGUUAUUCAGUAGCUUUAUUAGACAGUUCAUGUUUUAAGAGAAGGAAGUGCUUCUCAGGUCCAGAUGCCAGAUAGAAAGAAUGACAGUCAUCAUAGUUGUUCGUAAUAACUGAUGCAUAUUUUAGCUCAUGGUUGGAGUGCUUUUCCAGACAAACAGAACAUAUCAUUGUAACUAUAGGAAAGCCAACUACAGACUUAUUAACAGACUUGUGUGUUCCCUCGAUCAAUUCUUUAAAAGUUUAACAAAAGAAAUAGGAAAAAACAGACAUUGAACGUGCAUUGAAUAAAGAGGAACAUCACACAAGAAGCUAAAAGGCCCCCCAACAAAUCAGCAACAACAAGAACUAGGAGUACAGGAAGAGGCGUAAUCCUAGUAACUUAUUCCAUUAGCAGCAGAGAGGUCCAGACUACAUGGCUGCAUGGUCUCAGAGCAUCGGGGUCAGUAUAGAUACAAUAUGGACCCCAAUUCAUUUCUAACCUAUUACACAAUGCCUGCAUUUUUCUUUCAUCUUAACACACUUAGCAGUGGAAAUGAAUGGAAGAUGUAGUUUUGAAAAUAAAUUGUGCUUGUACGUUUAUUGUUCAAUAUCUUCUCAAAAGUGAAGAUUACAACAAAACUGAUGCAGAAAGUCACUUUUUUUGUCACCAGUGAUUUUGGUAGAGAGGUCCCUGUGCCUCAGAGGGUGGAUAUUCCAUUUUGAAACCAAACUCUUCAGUUUGAGUUGCACAAAUUAUUCAGAUUAAAAAAGACAAAUAAGGAACCGAGUCCUUCAGUGUGAUCUGCCCGUUCUUGGUCUAGAGGUUCAGGACAUUUGUUGGAGUUGAGCCAGUAUGUUACAAUGAUCCCUUUACUGUGUCAUAGUGUGGAGUUUUUCUAUGAAUGCUGGACGAGAUUCGGAGACAAAUGUUCACUUUCAGAGUCACAGAAUGUUUUUUUUUUUACAUCUCACCAUUUUGUUGAAAUGGCAUUUUUAGAAAUUAGGUGAAACUUUCAAAAGUAAAAAUGAUCUAAAAAGCAACAGACUGUGAGAGAGGAUAGAGGAGUUUGGGGGCCCACCUAUGAAUACAUGAGCUGAUUCACUAACUGAACCUGUGACAUUUCAGUUACAUGACUAUCUCUCCAUCCACUGAUUAGACCGUACCACCAUUAUAAAUCUGCCAGGAACACUCAUGUCAAUGACAGAUGGAGACAGAAAUAUAGUUUGACUUGGUGGUGUAAUUCUACUCCUAGGGGAUGCCCCCUGCAGCAGUAAUGCAUGGAAUACACAGCAACAUGACAAAUAAGCAAGGAACGGUGCAAAUAAGACUCUCCAGGGUACAUGUAUGUAGUAGGGCCAAAGCUGUUGGAGGCUGUGGGGGAGGAGGCCUUCGACAAAACAAUCAGGAACAGCAGCAAAGCUCACAUGAGCGUACAGAGUGUAAGGGCAUUUAAGUAGAACGCCAAGUCAAGGCAGUGAGACAUGCUGAUUGUGGUAGGCUAGCUGUCAGCAGACACAGCAUAGCAUGCCGCACAGUGUCCAGCCACAAUUAGUUCAUUUAAAGCAUGCUGGUAAUGCAUGCAAUGAAAAAAUAUAUAUAUAUAUUUAGUAUGUCACUAAGCUGCACAGACUCUGUGGUUUGGUGGUAUUGGUUAAAUGCACAUUUAACUUCAAUGGCCACUCAAUUCUAUCUAAGACCAUGGAAAAGCUUUAUAAUGCAUACUGCAUUGUGAUGUUGAACAUUUUAGCAAACCUCAGCUGACUCUCAAUCACUCACACUGCAGUGGUUGUCUAAACACAGAUUGGUUUUUUUUCAAAAUGGUUAUUUUGUUUUUAGGAAUUCUACGGGAUUCUGAUUUCUGACAUAUCCAGUUUAUAGAGAGAAUAUAUUGUUUUUUCCUGGCUUACUUUGUAAGUAUUUAAUAUGUUUUGCAUCAAAAAUACGGACCUUUGUCCAGCCACUGACCAUCGCAAUAGUCUAGAUAUCAUCCCUUUGAUGUUUGGAGGCAGGGGUUAAAGGAGUGUUUUAACAUUUUGUAAAAAAAAAUUACAAAAGAAGAAAAAAAACGAGGAUUAGACAAAUAGAAUGAUACCACUCUCAUAUUUGAAUAGUAAAUAUGAAGCUAGAGUUAGCAUUAGCUUAGCUUAAAGACUGAAGGUGGGGGCAACGUGCUAGUCGGGCUUUCAGUAACAAAACAAAACAAAAAAACACUACCAUCCUAAAGCAAUUUUUUUAUCAAUCCAUACUAAACUGUAAAAACAAGUUGUUGCCUUUGGUGGUUGCCUGGCAACACUACAGGGGUGACGAGAGUCCAGGAAGUCCCCGCACCGCCAAGGAACAGUCGUGCACACAACUCCUCCGUCAAAGUGAAACGUGUCUGGUUUUUGGACGGUUUAAGGAAAUUAGAUUUGAGUUAAUAGAUUAAGAGAUGCUGCUAGGUAGAUUUUAGUUCCAGAGCUAGCCUAACAGUUUCUCCCAUUUUCUAUCUUUUUGCUAAGCUAAGCUAACCAACUGCUAGUUGUACUCUACACACAUGAGAGUGGAAUCAAGCUUCUUGUCUGACUCUCUGCAAGAAAGCAAAUGAACGUAAUUCCUAAAAUGUUGAGCUGUUCUUGUAAGUUAAAGUUCCCUGAUUCAGUCUCAUGUUUUAUGAGUACAUUUCUUUUGCAAAUGGUGGAAUUUAUCUUGGAUCCACUUUACUCAUAUGAUGUAUUUGGUUUGGCACUUCAGUGAACACAAAGUAGAAGAUUUAAGGUAUACAUUGAUGAUGCUUUAGCAUCAUAAAUAAUAAAAAGAAUAUGAUAUAAAAUGGGAAAAAGAGACAGUUGUUAGAGACAGAUGGAGAUCAACAAUGACAGAGCCAUGCGUGACUAAUGUCUGCUUGGUGUGAUGGGAACUAAGAGAGUAUAAAUACAGAUUUUUAGCACAGCAGUGAAAAUUCAUAACAUUUUUUUUUGCUUGAAACAGUUUCCAAGCUCAGAACUUGACUGUCCCUGAUGGGAGGUUUGUCUCCUAGCAGGACAUUCAGGACAGCUGGACAUUAUGCUAAGAUGUAAUAAC